AUGAUUGAUCCCUCUGAUAUUGGGGAAAGGUCAUCAGAGGGUUACUCAGAUGGAGAAACAUCCGAUGAUCUUGCCGUUAAAUAUCCUUCAGCAACUGGUUCAUAUGAUACGCCAAAAUCAAUUUCAUUACUUCCACAACAAUGCCUUUAUGACUUGAUCAAUAAAGUUGACGUUUCUGUUGCUGAAAAUAGUAAAUUAACUAAUCUAGCUCAUACAACAGAUCAAGAUUAUUACAUUGAUCAAUUAAAUAAGCCAUUUCUUUAUAUUAAUUCUGCCAUGAUUGAGCCAAUACAAUCUGUUAUACUUAUAACCACGAAAACAUACCAAUUUUCUGAAAAUGUAUCAGAAUAUUUAAAAGAUACGCCUAUUAUUUUCGGAUGGCAAAAUAUAUAUCAAAUGCAAGCAUCAGAUAUAUCAUCUAACAUACAGACAUGCUAUAGAUCUCUUUAUUUACAUUUAAGGCAACACCUUGUUUUUAGCUACGUAAUUGGCUUAUCCCAAACAAAAAUAGACACCAUUAUACAGCUACGAAAGAAUUGUCCACGAGGGCGACAAAUGUUUCAUUUUAUUGGCUAUCAAUUUCCCAAAAUUACAAAUCGAGGAAUUUCUUACUAUCCAAUUUCAAGCACUAAUAUUUUAUCAUUCGAAUCACUCUUCAAUAUCAUUAGUCCUCCGUCUUGCUUUCUUUUUGAUUGCGACAACGCAGGAAUUGUCAUUCCAAUAUUUGAAGAGGCAUCUAAGCAUUUUGUUACACCUUCAGCAAGGAAAACUGAUGGAAAUCAAGCAUCCGAUUGGUUUUGCUUUUGUGCUACAUCUCCUGGUGAAGAAUUACCAAUUAUUCCGUAUUUACCGAAAGAUUUUCUUUCUCAAUGCAUUUUGAACCCAAUUCCAUUAGUUAUUCUAUGCCAUAUACUUCAAAAUUACAGAACUUCUUUUCCAACCGAAAAUUUUCCAAUUUCAAUUUUAAAUGAUAUACUUUUAAACAGCCAAAACGGCGAAAUCGAACGAAACAAGAUCAGUUUAGUACUACUAGCCGUUGCUGAUGCAAUUGCAAGUGAUAAUCUCCAGCCAUUUAUGUUCAAACAAAUGUUUCGAAGAGACAGAACAACUUCUCGAAUGUUUGAACAUUUUAUUGUGGCCCAACACUUGUUACAACCCUAUGGAAUCCAUCCGCAGUCUCAUCCACGUCUCCCUAAUCUUUCUACACACCAAUUAUGGAGCACAUUGGAAUCAGAACUUUCAAUUUGGGUAUCGUCGAAGAUAAGUGGCCGGCCAAAUAUCGAAUUCGACUUUUUCAAUAGAGUUCUGACAUCUUUUGAGAACACCAUGGAUAAUGGCUACAUCAGUCAAGUAUUAUUAGCAUUGAUGUGCCAUGCGCCAUUUUCAGGAUUCGACGGUGCGAAACGUUCUGUAAUUUUAUUGAGUCAAUUGGCAGCGAGAAGCCAAUCAAACAGAAACAUGCUGUCAAAGAUUUCCAUCUUCCAUGCUUUCUUUGCGAGGUUAGUUUCCAAUUUGAGUGCCGAGGAAUUACACUCUAUUUCAUACAUCGUUGUUUCUCUUCUUCAAUGUGAUCCGAAUUCUGUUUUUGACAUCAGACAUGAUUUGGACAUUUCUGCACUUCCUAAUGCGCUUUUUGAUAGAAAUGUCAAUUGCCAGACACGAUCUUUGAUUGCAGCAAUCCUUGCAGCUGUUAUCGAUACUGUUAAAGCUGUGGAAGCUUUCUGUUCUACAGCGGAAUUCUUCGAUUCAUUGACACAAGAAAUUCCAAUUGCUUCUCCACAGUUACAAUUAUGGUUAUUGAUCUUAGUUAAAAGAGUUUUCGGAUCAUUCCCUGCGAUAUCUGGCUCUUUCACACCUUCAGGAGCUCACCUGCAAAUUGCAGCUUGUUUAAACCAUAAAAGUCCUGAAGUUCGUGCAGCAGCAAUUGCUUCUUUAACAGCUUUCAUCGGAGAAAGAGGUCCUGCAACAGCUUUGAUUUAUUUGGCUUCACCUUUGUUGUUCGAUAUGAGUUUCGUAGUAAGAUACGAGUUCGCACAGUUCUUGUCGCGUUUCUUUGAGUUGCAAAAUCUAGAUUUGUCACUCUUGGAAAAAAUUCAAAAUGAAAGGAACUCAAAAAAUUCAAAAAAUACCAAAAAUACCAAAACCGAAAAUUUCCCAGAAAAUUCAGAGCAAAAAAUUGAAAAUUCUGAGAAAAAUGAGAAUGAAGAGGAAGACUUGACAAUUAACGGUAUUAUUGACAAGAUUGUUGGAAGUCAUGUUAGUUUAGAACGAACUAGCGAUAGUUUCAUUGAUUUCGUCCAUAAAUGUGAUGAUAUUAAUAAUUCAGAAAAAAGUGAUGAGUAUUUAGUCAAAGCUAUCACUUUAUACUCAGAUAUUCUUGAAAAGGAUCCACAUCCCAGUGUAAAACAAGCAGGAUCUCGCUUGAAAAAGGCUGUUUUCGAAGGUGGAGAAAUAUCUGAUGGAGAUACUGAUGCCUUAUUCAAUAUAUCUCUUCGCCAACUGGUUAAUUCCGGCCAAUACAAAGUAUCUGAAGAGAUAAAUGAAGAAAAACCUUUCACUUUUACUCCAUUCCAUUCUAAUGACGUUCCAGCUUGUUCUGCUCAUGAACUAUUAGUUGCUAAACUUACAGAUAUGAUCCCAUACCACGUGAUAUUCGAGCAAACUAAGUAUUCUCUUGCAGUUGCUUCCCCGGCCAAAUCAAUAAUCAGAUUGGAUGAGGGUUUACACCAAUUUGGCCGACUCAGCUGCACAGAUGCUGCUAUUACAGACCUCCGAACAACGGAAUGGGACGAUGUUCCUCGAAUUAUUAUUGGUUCAAGUGACGGAUGCGUCAAUGUAUGGGAAGGAAACCAUCACGAAUGUUCCCUUACAUUCAAAGCAACUACAUGUUCAGCGAAUGAGUCGACUUACCAACUAGUUAGUCCUGCCAGACAAAAACACAAAUUUGCCACUUCGAAUUUUAAUGGUGGCGUUGUUUUGUGGGACGCUGAUUACUCCCAAUUCAUUGGAGAAUGGAAAGGCGACAAAGCGAAGAUGACUUCCCUCGAAAUUGCAGCCAGAGACGAUACAACCGUUAUUAGUGGCUAUGAAAAUGGCCUUUUAUCAGUUAUCGACACUCGCCAGCCUCAUUUGUUUUCUGUUUCAUCACCUAACUACAACUUAGGGGGAAUUGUCAAGAUCAAGUCAUCUUUUUCAUCAGAUGUAAUCAUAAACACUAUGUCACACACAGGUGUUUAUUCAGCAUGGGACGCCAGAAUGUGGGAACCAGUACAUUACGCGCAAAUCAACACUUUCGUUGAUGAAUGCGAUAUUCAUCCUUGUUAUUCCAUUGCAAUAUUGACUCCAAACAAUGGAAACACGAUGAUUGUUUCUUCGAGCGGAAAAGUUUUGUGUACAUUGCCAAAUUUGAAGAAUGUGAGUUCUGUCGCAAUGCACCCGACAUUGCCUAUCUUCGCUUGCUCUACACAGUCAGGUGAGAUAGUUUCUUAUCAACUCGCAUUCUCAUAUAAUUGA
Molecule: messenger RNA, 3513 nt
Organism: Trichomonas vaginalis G3
Lineage: Eukaryota; Parabasalia; Trichomonadida; Trichomonadidae
Product: TOR signaling
Exons: 1
Coding region: 1-3513 (1170 amino acids)
Biological process (GO): regulation of autophagy; cellular response to starvation; positive regulation of protein serine/threonine kinase activity
Cellular component (GO): cytoplasm; TORC1 complex
Molecular function (GO): protein binding; protein-macromolecule adaptor activity
Source: RefSeq, a predicted model, not a curated record